Manduca sexta (tobacco hornworm) is the source of this 2639-nucleotide messenger RNA. RefSeq names its product glutamic acid-rich protein-like. The record is from RefSeq and is a predicted model, not a curated record. NCBI's taxonomy places the organism in Eukaryota, Metazoa, Arthropoda, Insecta, Lepidoptera, Sphingidae.
GAAUAAAUUGCAUAGGCCACUCUAUCAAACCAAACCUUCACAUUUUCAUAACUUUUAAACUUAAUCGCAUUAUCGUCCAAGCCUUUUCCAAAAUCUGAGUAAAUGUUUACAAAAUCAAAUGAAAAAUGAGUCGAAUGAAGAAACAUAAGAUAAAAACUGAAAAGCCUGUGGCAUCUACGUCAGCCAGCCAGGAGAAAGAGCAUGACUUGGCGUACUACAUCCACGACAGAGUAGAGCUGAUGCAUCAAGUGUUUUCGGUUCUAAAGUAUAAGGAUUUGAAGGCCAUGGCGCCGGAGUGUGUACGGCACAUCAGUAUUGACGAUCUGCAAGAGCUCUGCACUGAGGAGCUGCUAGGUAUAAGCUCGAAGCGUCUUUGCGCGGUGCUCGACGGCGCGGCGCCGCCCUCCGACACGGAGUCUUCAAGCCGCUCGCCCUCUCCGCCGCUGGAAACCAUCUCGCUGGACAGCAUCUCAUCAGACGAGGAGAUACUCAGCCAAAGCAGUACGAGGAAAAAGCACAAGCACCGCCGUCGGCGGUCCAAAUCGAAGAAGAAGUCCAAAGAGCCAAGAGAGGAAGACGCGGAGAAGUCCAAAGCUUCCCGUGCCGGUCUCACGGUGCUGGAGCUGCUGGAGCUGCAGGCGCGUGCGAGGGCUAUCAGAGCGCAGCUGCAACAGGAACAGAGCGCUGUGGAGGCGACAGCGCCGACCGGCACUCACCGUGAGAGCCACUCCUCCGACAACGAAGUGGAGAUCAAGGAGGAACAGCCUGACGUGGUGGAGAUCAGCAGCGAGGACGAGAAGCCUGACGUGAAAGAGUUAGAGAAACAGACAGAUUCUCAGCAACCGAGACAAGUGAUCCAGCAAUCGUCCACAGACGGCAAAACGGUCACAAAAAGAAUAAACGACUUAAUAAUAACUGUACCUCAAGCGAAACCUUCUAGAAAGAUCAAGUUAAACAGAACGAAAGUUACUCCUGCUCCUACCCCCACAGCUCCGGUUAGUGAUGAAAAAGAACAGAAAGCUACAGAAGAAAAAAGAAAGAAAAAGAAGAAAGAUAAGAAAAAGAAGGUGGAUAAAGAAGGAAGCGACCACGAUGAGAUCACUUUACAACUGUCAGAUUCGGAGAAGAUGGAUGUGUUAGGUUUAGAACAGAAGAACUUCGAAGCUGCGAGUACGAAGGAUUCUGAUAGCAGUUCUGAUAAUAGCGAAGAAGAGGAUGGUAAGAAAGAUAAGUCGAGUGAUAAAGAUAAAAGGGAUAGGCCUGAAACUGUGACUAGUAAAGAUACUGCGGAAAAAGAUGGCGGUAAAGCUGUAAUAAUUACAGAACAAAACAAACAAACAGUCACGGUUAAUGAAAAAGAUGAUAGUAAUGCAGUAACCAUAAGUGAAGAAAACAUACAAGAUGCUGUAGAAGCAGUUGCUGAAAGUGAGAAAGAAUCUGUUGAAAGGGCUACCGAAGACUCCUUUGCUGGUGAAAACGUCGAAGAAGCAAAUAAAGAUAAACCAAACGAGAAAGUUACAGAAAUUGAAAUAUCACAUGUCGAAGUUAUUCCAUUAAUAGAAGACUCGCAGAACGAUAAAGUUAAAGACAGUGUACAACGCUCGUCUACACAAGAAGACAUAUCAACAGUAUCAACUAAAACACCAGUGGAAAGAGAAAUGUCGGAAGGGGAACUCUCUGACCGCGACAGUUCUGAAGUAGAAGCAUUUGAACCGCCGCCUGAAGUAGUCUGCAUAUCGGAUGAAGAGACUGGCAAAAAGAAGAAGAAAAAGAAAGAAAAGAAAGCUAAAAAAGAAAAGAAAAGCAAAAAGAAGGAUUUUCGUGAUGGCGUAGAUCAAAACUUUUAUACGAGUAAGGAAGUAGUUAAUGAAAUAAAAGAUACAGAAACACCGGCGGCUGUAAUUGACAGUGACGGAGACAAUCGUGUCACAGACGAUGCGUGUGUGAUAUUAGAACUAUCCGAUGAUUCCUCGUGCUACGAAGUGGAAGGCACGGUGCUCUCAAAAGAGCCAACCGCUGAAGAGAUUGAAGCUCUCUCGGCCAAAAUAGACGAGAUUGAGAGAGAGGAAGUGGUAACGGACGAGCAGAUAAGAGACCACGAGAGAAUGUUAAAGGAAAAAGAGAAAAAUGAAGAAAUAGAAAAUGUAUCAUGGAAGGAUAGGUAUUUGGACAGUAGGAAGGUAAAAAGAGUGCUCUCUACCUCCAACAUACUAAAUGCUAUAAGAAAAAAGAAUAAAGAGUUAAAAAAGAAGUUACAAGAGUCGAAGGUGAAAGAGAGAGAUGAUAAUGAUAAGGCUAUAGUUGCGGAGAAGUUGGAAGAAGGAUCUAUAGAACAUUACAAUACUUUACAAGGAUCUACGAAGUUCGUAGAUCCAGUGAAAGAGGCAGAAGAUUCGGAGAAGAGUGGAGAAGAAAAAGUGACGAGGGAAAUUAGAAAAGACGCGAAACAAUUAUUAAAAAUGUACAAAAAGUUGAUGAAAUACAAUGAUAUGAAUAGACAGAGAGAUCCAAAUAAGAAGAAGAAGAAGAAAAAGAAAUCUAAAAGUAAAAAUGGAGAAGAAGCUACAUCUGGAUAAUAUAUUUAUGAUUUAAAUAUUAAUGUAUUAUAAAGAAUAAUAUGAAUUAAAAAUUCAACUCUU